Molecule: messenger RNA, 828 nt
Organism: Gryllus bimaculatus (two-spotted cricket)
Lineage: Eukaryota; Metazoa; Arthropoda; Insecta; Orthoptera; Gryllidae
Source: the annotation of a GenBank genome assembly
AUGAAAUCAAGGAGAAUUACAAUGAGCAGAUUAGGAAUUAUAGAACCGCUGCGUUCUCCGGGCGCGAGGCAGGAGGCGGCAUCGGUGGCGCGGGGCGGCGCGGGCGGCGCGGGCAGCGCGGACAGGUCGCGCCCGCUGGCGCUGGCGCCUCCGCCUGUGCGCCAGAUGCGGCGCUCGCUGUCGCAGCUCGAGGCCUCGCUGGCGGAGUCGCGCGCCAACGAAGCGCGCAUGCAGCGCAGCCACGCGGCGCUCGCGCGCAAGCUGCACGCCCUCGCCGCCGCGCUCGACCAGGCCACGCGCUGCAACCGCGCUCUCGUAGUACUAGCUGUCGUCCGUGCGCAGGGCGGGGUGGCGGCGGCGGCGGGGCGGGAGGCGCUCCAGGAGGCCGGGUUGCGGCGCGCGCUCGACGCACUGCAGCGGCGGCUGAGCGCGCGCCAUCGCGUCAUCGAGAGCCUGUGCACGCGCUUCCUGCACAUGAAGCGCCGCAGAGACCUGCAGAACAGAGGGGCAGAGGUAUUACCGGGGCAGGCGGUGCGGGAGGAGGAGGUGGCGGGCGCCGUGCGCAGCCUGCAGGCGCUGCUCGGGCACGCAACGGCCGUGCUGCGCCGCGCGGCGCUCCAGCUGUGCGAGGAGCGGCUCGGCAACAGAACCUGCCGCUGCUGCGGGCGCCCUCAGCCGAGGCGCGCCCACGCGGCCACGCAAACUUUUUUCGGGAGUGCUCUGGCAAAUGGAACAUGGGUGAGGCGUUCAACUACAUCUUCACCAGAGUUGGCUCUCAAGGGGACUGCUAGACAACUGAAUAGUUCUACAGAAAGUUUACCGGACCUG